AUGAUGCUCCACGUCAAGUCGCCCUCGUCAAGUCUGUCGCUCUCUGCCCACCACUCGUGUCUCUAUCCUUCCGUCGGCUCCUCGGCUUCGUCGGCCUCCUCCUCUGCUGGCGCCUCUAGUACGGCCAUGUACUUUGCGGGCUCCCAGGACCUCCGUGAGGCCUCAAAACCAUCGGCCCAUUUUGCCUCGGCCGACAGUGCCGCCACGCUGGUCUGCACAUCCGACUCGAGCCGAUACACCCUGCUGCCUGGCUCCUCCAGGAUCGAGACCGCCCUGUCGUCGAUCGAGUUCGCCAUCGACAGCACCACCUCGCAACACGUGGUUCUGAAACGCUCCCUCGAUGAUCUGGCCUCCAUGGACCACGAGCUCGAGAUGCUCCGGCUGAUCAAGGACCAUGGCGUCCCCAACGUCACGACCGUCAUCGACACCUUCGUGGACGGCGACUCGUGCUCCGUCGUCGUCUUUCCCAAGCUGAAAAAGCUCGACUGCCCUUCGUCCGUCUCGCUCCUGCUGGUCAGAAACGUGCUCAAAUCACUGCUCCAGACGCUCCUGGCGCUUCACGCCCUCGACGUUGCCCACCUGGACCUGUGUCUUGCCAACGUAAUGCAGGACCCCAUCACCAACCAGCCGGUACUCAUUGACUUUGGCCUGUCCAGACGCUCAAGUCCCACCGAUCCGCAUCCCCGUGGCUGCGGCACCCCUGGCUACAUCGCCCCUGAGGUCCAGCACGGCACCUCCUUCGGCACCGAGUGCGACAUCUUCUCGCUUGGCGUCAUCUUUGGCCAGUGGCUCCACGUGUAUCUCCCGCGUUUCCCGGACUCGGCGCUCCGCUGCCUCGGAUCGGGCCUCCUGUUCCCCGGCCAGAUUGCCUCGCUCGUGCCCGUCAUCCAGCAGUACAUCCGCGACGAGCGCUCCCAUCUUGACGCCAUCCUCAUCUCGGCUGCCGAGCUCUUGGCCCUGAUGCUGAAAGAAGACCCCCGGGAUCGCAUCACGGCCUCCAAGUGCCUGUCGCAUCUCUUCUUGGUGGCCAGCGACCGCGCUUUCUCCGAGUUCUCGCUGGCCAAGGCCAAGACCAAGGCCCAGAACCUGUUCUACUACCCUCCGAGUCCCAGACGCUCUGAACAGGUCGUUUACUGGCGCUGA
Messenger RNA from Polychytrium aggregatum, 1143 nucleotides. RefSeq names its product kinase-like domain-containing protein. NCBI's taxonomy places the organism in Eukaryota, Fungi, Chytridiomycota, Chytridiomycetes, Polychytriales. Bases 1 to 1143 code for a protein of 380 amino acids. The record is from RefSeq and is a predicted model, not a curated record. Gene Ontology annotation, biological process: mitotic DNA damage checkpoint signaling; protein phosphorylation. Gene Ontology annotation, molecular function: ATP binding; protein serine/threonine kinase activity. The transcript has 3 exons. Gene Ontology annotation, cellular component: nucleus; cytoplasm.